GCCGUAGAAGCUGUAAGACUCAAAUUUGGCUUUAAUUGUUGAUAAUUUUGUGUAUUUUUAAAAGUGCAAAGUGUCUUAAAAUGGCAAAAAUAUUCAGUAUGAGGCUAUACACUAGAUCAGUGCUGUCCAAACAUUUUGAGCCAUGGCAUACCUUAAAAAUGAGCCUUUAACACAGCAUGCAUUUCGCAUUGUCUCCAAAAAAUUUAUGCAGCCCACCAGUGUGCCGCGACACACAGUUUAGGCACCACUGCAUUAUUUAUCAUGUCUUGGAGAAGAUGCAACCUAAGAUUACAGCUUUAAAGGCUUUGUUUGAGGGGUCUUUGGAACUCACACUAUUUUAACUCUAAUAACAAUUCGCGUGCCGAAACACACAGAUUAAGAACCACUGUAGUAGACGAAUUAAUAAAAAUAUUGUAUUUUCAGGCUCCAAACCUUCUUCAUCCUCACAAUCAUGUCCAUUUCAUCAUCAACAAGAAUCCAGUGCAAAUACGAAGUUAAAAGUUUCUACUUCUUUGGUGAUAAAUACCGCUGCAACAUAAUCAAUGACCCAAAGAUGAAUUCCCAUGAAUCAGCAAUAAUAACAUCAGCUCACGGUGACCAUGAAGACACAAAGACCAACAGUGAUGUCCUUGGACUCUUUUCUGAAAGUGAAUCCAUCGAAUAUUUUCCAAAAAAUGCUGAAAAAAUCUUUAAUAAUCUUGAAGCAAUUUCUCUAAACUUUUGUCCAUUGAAGGAAAUUUUUCAGUCGGAUUUAAAGUCGUUGAGUAAAUUGACUUAUCUUUUAAUUGGCCGUAGUGACAUUGAGGUCAUUGAGGAAGGCUUGUUUAAUUAUAAUCCAAAUUUAGAGUAUUUAAUUUUUGACGGAUCAAAGCUGAUUCACAUCGAUCCGAAUGUCUUUGAUAAUUUGAGUAGAUUGAAGCUUUUAUAUUUUUAUGCUGUUCCUUGUAGUGGUCAAUUGCGGUCUGAAUAUGAUUAUGAGAUUAAAAUAGCAAUUCAAAGGUUUAGAGCUGAAUGUGUAAAUCUAGAGUAUUUGGAACUUAAUGAUCAGCUUGAGGAGUUAAAAAAUCAAUCUUUGAGAUUAAAUGUUGAAGAUUUUAACGAAAAAUUAGGAAAAUUUGAAGUCAGCUUUAAUAAUUCUAAAUUUUCAAAGUUUCGUCCGCUGAAAAAUAAAUUUGAGAACCUCAAAAACAUUGCAACGGUCAAAGAACAUCCAAAACUUUCAUUAGUUAUUUUACUGGCAUUUUAUAAAUUAUUUUAAACAAUUUAUUAAAAUCUUAAUUUUUUAAAGACGUCAAAAAGUGAA
Molecule: messenger RNA, 1303 nt
Organism: Chironomus riparius
Lineage: Eukaryota; Metazoa; Arthropoda; Insecta; Diptera; Chironomidae
Source: the annotation of a GenBank genome assembly